This is a messenger RNA of Laetiporus sulphureus 93-53, 1233 nucleotides long. RefSeq lists its product as uncharacterized. The transcript has 4 exons. Bases 50 to 832 code for a protein of 260 amino acids. Lineage: Eukaryota; Fungi; Basidiomycota; Agaricomycetes; Polyporales; Laetiporaceae. The record is from RefSeq and is a predicted model, not a curated record.
CUACCCUUGCAGUCUCUCGCAGUCUCUCACCGGCCAUUCUCUCAUCUAAAUGUCCCAUCCAUUUAAGUUUAAUGAUACACGGUGCACAGAGGACUUCUUUGGUUCCCAGGGGCUGCCGAGCGAUGAAGUGUCUCCGGGGAGAAACCUUUGCAGCGACGAUACACAUUGGGAUGGAGACACGGAGGGGAUGUAUCCUGCUCAGAAUCAUGGGAUUUCUGAGGCUGUAGCUCGCCCACGACGACAUCGUGAACGUAGGCCACCGUACCCACACACUCAAUAUUUCGAAGAUGGGCAGCAAGCAGCAAGCGACGGCGGCUACCGAAUGAAUACGACGGACAGUGCUAUGAAUGCAGGCGUAGGAGCCGGUGGAUUCAGCCAGACCGACAGCUCGCAGCGCUAUGUAUACUCCCAUGGCCCACCAUACGUACCUUCUCACAUGGCAUCCUAUGCAGCGCAAGCCCAGAAUACCUCCUCUCAGGCUCAGCAUCCCGCAGGCAGUGCCUACGCACGCCGACUCGCUCGCAACCACCCGAUGGCAGAAAGAAUCGAGCCUGAAGUGAGCUCGUCGCCUGUCGAACCGUUUACGCAGGUGCAGCUGGAGCGCGCCAGGGCAUGGGUGCGAGGAACCGUGACGCACUCCGAUGCAACGGAGCAUGUUAUGCAGGAGGAGGUCGUCGGCGAAGCGACAUGGUCAGAGGGUUCCGAGGAUGCGGACGACGAGUUUGACGAAUCUCAAGAUGAAGAUGACCUUGCGAUGCGGCUUCAAAACGUGCACCUGAACGAGCCUGCGAUUUACCAUGCGAUGACGCCGCUCGGCGGACGCAGGUUUUGAGUGCUUGCUGCAUCUAUGAAGAUAUAAUUGACCAAGGCAGAUCAUCAAGAAUGAAUCGACGGAUCUCAACACGCGCCCGUGUGACACGCUCCAUGAACGCAAUUAGACGAAAUCCGCACUUACCAGACGCCCACUCCUACCUCAUCUCUUCCCGGCCUCAACCACAACACCCGCAACCGUUAUUCCACCAUCGGAGGAAGUCAUCCGAUGUUCCCAUUGAUCGCUCUAUGCCAGACACGACGUGCACGUAACUUGUCCAAGUAAGGGGUGAAGGCAGCAGAUCAAGCGUCCUGACAGUUGUAGAUGGCGGAGGAGCAGCUACUGUAGUUUUAAAAUUCUCUACGACACAAAGGAUCUUGUAUAUCAGCGCCCCCAAAAAUUUGACGAUGGAAUGAUUGACC